Molecule: messenger RNA, 1046 nt
Organism: Pygocentrus nattereri (red-bellied piranha)
Lineage: Eukaryota; Metazoa; Chordata; Actinopteri; Characiformes; Serrasalmidae
Product: UDP-glucuronosyltransferase 1-2-like
Exons: 2
Coding region: 68-1024 (318 amino acids)
Molecular function (GO): UDP-glycosyltransferase activity
Source: RefSeq, a predicted model, not a curated record
CACAAUGGAAGGAAGUCUGAUAUUUCUUCCUUUCAGCACUGAGAACUCGACAGGGCAUUAGUUCAGGAUGGCUGGCGUGCAGGUGUUGCUGGGUUUGCUCUGCUUGAGUUCAGCCCAGGCAGGGAAGCUGUUAGUGGUUCCAAUGGAUGGCAGUCACUGGAUUGGGAUGAAGCCUGUGGUUCAGGAGCUGGGAAAAAGGGGGCACCAGGUGGUGGUGGUCAUUCCAGAAGUGAGUAUGACCCUUGGGUCUUCAGAGCAUACCACCACCAUCACCUAUCCAGUACCGUACACUGAAGAAGAGAUGUACGAGAGCUUUAAAGCUGGCAUGGCUAAAAUCAUCAGCCAGAACAUCGUUACUGAGCUGGACAAGCUCCAGAAUUUCAUCCUGCUUCUGGAUAUAGUCGGUGAAGUUUCAGUUAGGAACUGCGAGAGCCUGCUCUUCAACAAAACACUCAUGCAGAAGCUGAAAGACUGGGACUUUGACGCUGUUCUCACUGACCCCUUUGACCCUACAGGAGCCAUUAUUGCUGAGCACUUUUCCAUCCCGUCCAUUUUCAUGCAAGUUAACCUCGCCUGUGGUGUGGACUUCCCGGCCACCCAGUGUCCAAGUCCAGCUUCCUACGUUCCGCAACGUUAUACGUUUUACACAGACCAGAUGAGUCUCUGGCAGAGGACGGUGAACUUGAUGAGGACUUUUCUGCAGCCGAUGGCCUGUAGACACCUGUACACCCAAGCAGACGAAAUUGCCUCACGAUUUCUGCGGAGAGAAACAUCCAUGGUGGAGAUCAUGAGCCACGCGGCUCUCUGGUUGAUGCGCUUCGACUUUGUCUUUGAGUUUCCUCGAGCGGUGAUGCCAAACAUGGUCAUGAUUGGAGGAAUUUCUGCUGCUAAACCCAAAGCUUUGCCAACGAGAGAAACGUCCAUGGUGGAGAUCAUGAGCCACGCGGCUCUCCGGUUGAUGCGCUUCGACUUCGCCUUGGAGUUUCCUCGACCGGUGAUGCCAAACAUGGUCAUGAUUGAUUGAAUUUCUGCUGCUAAACCCAAAG